AUGUAUUGUAUAGUGAAGGAUCCAUUUGCCGAACCACAGUCCAUCGCUAAAUCUCCAUGUUUAUUCGAUCUCUGGUUGCAGCUACAUACUGACCGCCUUAUUCACCGUAAAAUCAAAACUGAUCGGCGAAAAUCGGCUGCGUCUGUGAAAACUGAACUUCAAACUAGUCGUAAUACUGCUAUUUCUGAAUCAACAGUUCGUCGUCGAUUGCACGAGAUUGACCUAUACGGUCGUGUCGCUCGAAAAAUUCCAUACGUCAAUAAGGUCAAUCGCGGCAAACGUUUAGAAUAUGUUCGUACAUAUCGUGAACAACCUCUUGCCUAUUGGGAUAAUGUUAUUUGGUCAGACGAAAGCAACUUUAACUUGCUCGGAUCGGAUGAGAAAGUUAUGGUGUGGCGGACAACGAAAGAAGAACUUGCCCCAAAAUGUAUAGUACCGACUGUUAAACAUGGAGGUGGAAAAUAUGGCUGGGGAGAUGUAUCGUGA
This is a messenger RNA of Adineta ricciae, 486 nucleotides long. Lineage: Eukaryota; Metazoa; Rotifera; Eurotatoria; Adinetida; Adinetidae. The record is from the annotation of a GenBank genome assembly.